AUGGAAAUCCCAGCUGGUCAGCUAUCUACCAAUCUCACAAUAAGAUUCCCCGAAAACUCGCGGUUUGUUGCCGUCAUGUCCGAUUCGACAGGGUUUGGUACUGGAGGCACUAGCUCAAUAUACACGGUGGGCUCAGGGCCAUCCAACUGUUUGCCUAGUACACCUACUCAGGCGGAUUUCUAUAUGUAUACCGACAACACUACUCCUUCGCAGUGUGGCUCCUAUCGUAUUUCUUGGGACGCUGGGGUGACGAGUCCGGUGCAUAUAUAUGGUAUCAUCCCGGGCGGACAGUCCUUCCAAUUGAAUACACCCUCAAGCGCUACCAAUUACGGCUGGACGACUAACGUUCGAGAAGGGACGCAGAUGUUGCUCCUUGCUGUUGGUGGAAAUAACGAAAACGGUGGCAGUACCGAUAUCACUACCAUUGCUGGGGGUCCUAGCGGAUGUAUCAAUUCUCAAUCUCCCAGUUCGACGGCGGGUCCAGCAGUCGGAGCAAUAAGUACUAUUGCUCAGUCCAAUCCAGCGACUGGAACAGCUCCAGCAUCUGGGACAACUCCAGUGACCGGUACUGGGACUGGGACGGCCGGAGGUUCUAUACCUAUCUCUGCUACUGGUACCGAUGCUACUGGGGGAACUGGGGGAGGGUCUGUAAAUCCUACCGCAACAGCUAGUGGCGGCAAUGGCGCACCGUCAAAUCCGACUGGUUCGGAUCCUAAUAAUCCUUUGCCAUCGACUACAAGGGGAUCUGGAGGUGGGACAGUCACCGGGGAGCCGCACCUUCCAGCCGCAACUGGCGGCUUGCACGAUGGUGAGCGCCGUAUCAAUCUUGGGGCGAUUAUUGGAGGAACUCUUGGAGGCAUUGCUCUCAUUCUACUCAUGGUCUUCAUAUGGUUGAUGUGCAAACAUCGACGGAACAAACACAGUUCGGACGACGACGAAAGGCUAAUGGCUGAACGCAGAACCGAUCUCCUUGAUGAUUCGUUCCCGAUCAUGACCCAGAACCAGAACUACGAACGUGAUUGGUUCAGAGCCGAGCCAUUUGUUUCCUAUGGCGAUGAUGAGUACGACCAAUCGAGGUCUUCGAUGGAUCAUCCUGUAACAAAUGCGGCUAUAUACGCGGCUCUUGCUCGCACACCAUCCUAUUCGACCAGUGGUCAUGGUCAUCGGUCAUCACCCUCGCACUCGAGAUCUUUCUCUCAAUCACAUUCCCAUUCGCACAAUGUAUCUCAUUCUCCGGCUCAUUCGACAUCCCGGCACGCGAGCUCCCACGGUCACUCUCGGUCAUUCUCAAAUCCUUAUAGUUUCUCUUUCACUCCCAAUUCUGGAAACGUUCGCCGCGAUACAACCCCUCUUACCCCACCCACGCCAAUAUCAGCCAUCGAUCCAUUCGUUAACCCCACCCUACGUCCACCACCCUCAAGUUGGCAAAAUCACGCCUCUACCUCGGCCAACGUUGUCCCUCGGUCUAGACGAUCGGGUAGCAUACACGAACAAGACACGGAGAAAUCGGGAAUCGAAAGCGAAGAAGAAACGCACGGAUCGGAAGAUAUCGUGGAUAUACACGUACCCCCGUCAUAUGCCUCGCUGAAAAGGCCCCGAGUCACUAAUCCGGAUAUGCCAGAUUAA
Rhizoctonia solani is the source of this 1626-nucleotide messenger RNA. RefSeq names its product HlyIII domain-containing protein. The transcript is spliced from 3 exons. The coding region runs from base 1 to 1626 and encodes 541 amino acids. The record is from RefSeq and is a predicted model, not a curated record. NCBI's taxonomy places the organism in Eukaryota, Fungi, Basidiomycota, Agaricomycetes, Cantharellales, Ceratobasidiaceae.